Molecule: messenger RNA, 7577 nt
Organism: Haliotis rufescens (red abalone)
Lineage: Eukaryota; Metazoa; Mollusca; Gastropoda; Lepetellida; Haliotidae
Product: paxillin-like
Exons: 10
Coding region: 230-1906 (558 amino acids)
Biological process (GO): muscle structure development; actin cytoskeleton organization
Cellular component (GO): adherens junction; filamentous actin; Z disc
Molecular function (GO): muscle alpha-actinin binding; actin binding
Source: RefSeq, a predicted model, not a curated record
CCGCAACACAAACAUGGCGGAUAUGGACUUUGAGAAACUCUAGACUACUUCUUGAUUGUUCUCUGAUCUCGUUCGUUGACGUUUCUAAGAACUUUUCGGAAGUUGCGUGAGUCCCACGCCUUUAAACGCCGGCGGCGGGCUUGCACUGUGCCGCGCUGACACGGUAGCGUUCGCCCUUCCCCCUCGAACUGACCGUAUCCUGCGGAAGUCUCGCGAAGUUUGUAGGUUGAUGCAAAGCUCAAGCGUCAGUAGCGGGAGUAGUAAACAGCAGCGAGUCAUGGACGAUCUCGAUGCCCUUUUGGCUGACCUGCAGUCCACGACACAGAACAUAUCCACAUAUCAGCAUCAGAUCAAUCCCCCAGCGCAGGUGAUCACCAACACCAAUAGGGACAGCUCUGCCUCAAGCCGUGACUCCAGGAGCUCCACCCCCCCACUGCCACCCCCACCACCGGUUGAGGUCUUGGAUAGUCUGCCUCCUCCGCGAGGUCAUGAUCAGCCAAUCUACGAGCCCCAGAAUUUUCGUAUGAGAGAGACGACCCCUACAUCGGACACAUCACAGAGCUCCGACUUGGCUUCGAUCCCAGACAAGGGGAGACAACAGCAAGGAAUGUCACAGCUCAGCUCCAACCUGUCCGAGCUGGACCAGCUCCUGCAGGACCUCAACUCGGCUCAGUUCCUGUCUGAGGUCGAGAAGAAGUCCACUGGCGGAAAAGAGCCAAUCGUGAAUGGAACAGGGCGGGCACCUCCCCCAGUAGCUCCCAAACCUUCUCGCCCCUCCGAGCGAGCAACAGUCGAGUCUUUGCUGGAUGAGUUGGAAGUGUCUGUCCCAUCCCCUCACGGAGCUGGUAACGACCUAGGUCACUACUCUGGCCCCUCCUCCCCCCAUGGGCAAGUAAGAGGAGGUCCCCCUGCUCCUAACGGCCACCCUGGAAAUGCUCCCCCCACCCCUGGGGCAUCUACAGCUACCAAGGAGCUGGAUGAUCUUAUGGCAUCAUUGUCUGAGUUUAAACUUCAGAACAAGCCUCAACAAGCCAGUGUAGAACCAGCAUACGCCAAACCGAACAAAGGUACAGGACGUCAGGUGACACCGACGAGUCCAAUGAACCCAAGUAUUCCCUCACCAAACCAGUUGGAGACCAUGCUUGGAGACUUGCAGUCUGACAUGAACAAACAGGGGGUCAGCACCAAGACUAAGGGUGUGUGUGCUGCCUGCAAUCAACCCGUCGUGGGCCAGGUGAUCACAGCUCUGGGGAAGAUCUGGCAUCUGGAGCACUUCACCUGCAGCCACUGUAAUGAAACACUCGGGACAAAGAACUUCUACGAGCGUGACAAUCAGGCCUUCUGUGAGAGAGACUACCACGAACUAUUUGCACCACGAUGUGGCUACUGCAGUGGACCCAUCGUAGAUAAAUGUAUCACAGCUCUGGGUAAGACCUGGCAUCCAGAACAUUUCUUCUGCACAAAGUGUGGCCGCCCGUUUGGGGAGGAGGGAUUUCAUGAAAAGGACGGAAAAGCAUAUUGCAGGGAUGACUACUAUGAGAUGUUUGCUCCGAAGUGUGGCGGUUGCUGCAACCCCAUCAUGGACAACUACAUCACCGCGCUGAACCGCCACUGGCAUCCCGAGUGCUUCGUCUGCUGGGAUUGCCGAAGCCCAUUCGGUGGUGGCAGUUUCUUUGACCACGACGGACUGCCCUACUGCGAAACUCACUACCACACCAAACGAGGCUCCCUCUGCGCCAGCUGUCAGAAGCCCAUCACAGGAAGAUGCAUCACGGCCAUGUUUAAAAAGUUCCACCCCGAACACUUUGUGUGCGCCUUCUGUUUAAAGCAGCUGAAUAAGGGGACGUUCAAGGACCAGGGAGACAAACCCUACUGUCACCCCUGCUUCGUCAAGCUGUUUGGCUGAAGCCCCAGCCGUGUUCACACAUGUCUUCCAGGAUCGCCAUGUAGCAUGACGUACGUGACCAGUUACCGACUGAGUACACGCAUGCACAUCGGGGACCACAUUGCAGCUGGUUCUGCUGCUAUUUGUAUGCAGAGAAAGAAGGACCUUUCUAUGCUAUGCUUUUUCAGUUAUUGGAAAUCUCUAUAGGAUUCGAAAUGAUGUGAUGGAUUUGCUAGUGUGAUAAUUCCGAGUCAGUUGAAGACCGAUAAGAAACCACAACACUCUGGUGUGACAUGUUGUCAUACGGCUGGAUGUUCCUGAGGCCGGUGCAUGUACAGGAUACGCAUCUACCAAGGUGUGGGAUACAAAGGUACGGAAAGCUUGAUCGAUGCAGGAAAUACUUGCAGGAUUCUGACUGGGUACUGGCACAGGAGCACAGGACUCAGGUUCCAGCUGGAUAACAGGAUACAGGUUCCAAGAUACAGGCACUCGUACCAAGAUACAGAACAGGAUACAAGGACAGUACUGGACUCAGGACAGAGAUCAGGCAGAAUACUAGAUACAGAUUAAUAGGAUACAAGAUACAGACACAAAAUUAUGAGAUACAAUAUUGCCAGAUAUCUAUACACAUAAAACACACGUACUGACUGUGUGCACAAAGAUGCAAAGAUUCAGGAUACUGUUCCCGAGACAUCACUACCAAAACAAUGGAUAACUGUGCAGUGAUACAAGUGCGAUGAUCCAAUUCAAUCCGCAUGGAUCCUUACUGCCUCUGAAGUGCAUCAAGUGUGAUGAGGAUGUCCCAAUACUGACCUCCCCAGCGACAAAGGCAUCUAGGACAUCUAGGGGUGAUCACAUGAUAGUUUUAUUUUUUUUACGAAGUAUAUUUCCUACCAGUCAACCGAAACACCUUCCUCCAUAAGAAACAGUCAUGAGUGCCAGUCUUCGUUUCAACAUUACAUCCGGAAUAUUACAGCAGCAUCACCAUCAUUCAAAAACUCUCUGGCAGAAAGCUGUCAGUUAGUUUUGCUUGUUAGAUGAUAUUUUCCACACCACCAAUCUCACUGCUCCAUGUGCAUGGCCUGUUACUGAGAAAUACAUGUAUGAAGAGUGGGCACGUUAAUCAGCUGCCCUUCUAAGAUCUAACCUACUGACAUGGUACCAUUUCAUCUUGGACUCUGCCUGUGUUUCUAGUAACCAGAUAUAACCGAAAGGAUUUUAGAAAUAUAUUUAAUGCUUACUCCAACUCACAUCAAGGACAUAGCCUUCGUUUAAUUGUAUCAUCAUGACUGAGGAUUGACAUAACCUGCAGGUUUUUGAGUUGAAUUCAGAGAACCAGUACCAAUAAACCGGUUUUCUUUAAACUGGUUCCUACAAACCGGUUCCUAUAAACUGGUUCCUGUAAACCGGUUCCUAUAAACCGGUACCUGUACCUUUCUACAAGAUGACAAGCCUACACUAUUCGUCACUUCCUCGCCUGCUGAUGAGCGACCUGCCAUCAGUUCUCAGUAAUACUGCAUGUGUCUUUUUCUUUCUGUCACCUUAUGACUGCCUAUGGAAACAACAUCAUAUGCCUUAUUUUAACUCUUUCUCAUGACACUUGACUUCCCAAUAUCUUUCAUCAGCUGGCAAUAACUUGGGCUUGCUGAUCCCUGUCAAAGGGAGACAAUCCUUUUCUGAGAGAUGUUGUGCUCAAAGGGAGGCAACUCUGCUCAUUCAAACAAGGGAGUCCUGAAGAUGACUAUGUCGACACUUCUGAAAUCAAACUUGUGCGUAUUGUGAUUGUAUUAUAAUCAACAGUAUAACUGGUAGCAUCUAUCCAUGUUAUAUAUGUUACAGAGAUAUGACAUAGCCUGCUGCUUUGUGUAAACUGCCAUUAAUUUCAGAAAUGGAUAUAUAAAAUUAUGUACAUAAAACACACUUGUUCGGUGUUUGUUGAUUCAACACCGUUUUAACACAGUUGAUUAAUUGUGCAUUGUGUAAACAGGAAGGGAGGUAAGUCUCUUGCUUGGUAUUUACUUUGUGAUAUUUUAGCUGCUUCUAUGCAGAUAGACAAACUUGCACAUGGAUACUUCAUUGAGAUGCAUCUGUGUGUGUUCUGCGUUGAGGAGAUAGGCCGCAACAAAUGAAUGACAGGGCCUUUACUUUAAGUAAGGGGGACAGGGUGGUUGGUUGGCUUUAUAUAACAUUUCUACAUAUGUAAUUGAUGAGCGGUAUAUUGGCAGAUUCAGUCCUCUUGAAUGACGAAAAGAAAUCAUGAAGUAAGAAUUUUUGUUUCUAUUUUUGAGAAUAUUAGGAACUUGGUACAAAUUUCUUGCAACAUGGAUUUGAAAAUUGUUUCAUUUUUGUAGCCUCACUGAAAAUUGUUUUCGGUUUUAAGGAAGUCCUAUAAAUGUGCUUAAAGUUGAUGACAGUUGAUGAUAUAACUGAAAUACUGUUCAAAGCGACGUUACACCCAGCUUACUCACUCACUUGAAGUUGAUGAAGUGUCCGCCACUGUAAUAUUGUUGGAGUAUUGUUGAAAAAUGACGUAAAACCAAACUUACUUAUGGCAAACCAUGAAAUGAAUUUGAAAGUUUUAGGCAAUAUUUUAUUUUUUUAUCAAAGAUGAGAAGCGGUCCUUCUAAACCUUGAACAGUAUUAAAAAUGGUCAAAAUUGUUUCUGAUGGUGAAAGUUUUUGAUUUGUUGUGGCCUGUGUUUUGCACUAGAAGUCUUUAGUUUCAUUUGCACCUCACUCUAACAGAUUAUCAGUUCUGCUUUGCUCUUGUGCCAAAGCCUUGUGUUAACGGACCCAGUCCUAUUGUUGCUGCACCAUGCAUACAUACAGUGUCAACACACAGGAUAUCUGACUCUCAGUGUGAUGACACGUUGCAAUAUUCUUUGAUAAAGUGACAAAGAAACAAACAACUUUUUGAGAUAAUUUAAUCUGUCCCUUGAAAUGGGAAUUGUUUGAUAAAUAUGAUACACUCUAUGUGUUCAUCUCCAUCUGCGUCUCCAGGGUGGGUAGCCUGGUAUUUACUGUGUUUGCUCAUAACGCUUAAGGCCGGGGUUCGAUUCCCCAUAUGGAUACAAUGUGGAGCCUUUUUCUGGUGUCACUGUCAUCAUUGCAGGAAUUUUGGUAAAAGUGGCAUAAAACCACACUCACACAAUUUGCAGGAUGCAUCCAAAAAUAUAUCUUUGAGCUGGCUCCUUGUAACAUCUAAUGAAAUAUUGUUUGUUUGUUGUUUAACGCCGCACUCAGCUAUAUUUCACCCAUAUGACGGCGGUCUGUAAGUAGUCGAGUCUGGACCAGACAAUCCAGUGAUUGAUAACUUAAGCAUCGAUCCACGCAAUUGGGAUCGAUGACAUGCAUCAACCAAGUCAGUGAGCCUGACCACCCGAUCCCGUUAAUCGCCUCUUACGACAAGCAUAGUGAAAUGUUGAUGGCUACAAACAACUAUGUCUUGUUCAUAUAAUUGCAUAUUGCACAAGUAUAUUACAACGUGAGUCACAUAUCGCUGUUCAUCAGUUUAUGAAUGACUUGUUCCAGCUCUUAAUCACAACUUCUGAUCUCUUAAUAUUAGCAAAGUAUGCGUGCAUAAUGUCAGCAUUUGAAGUCAUUUGUUCCAAGUUUGAAUGUUAAUUCAGGCUUAUAUGGGUUUUUACUUACAUUGAUAUAUCUAUGUCUAAUUUUAUAUCUUUUAUGAUAAUUAUUGAGCUUUUAUGUAUGAUUGCUGAAGUGCUACAUGUAACCAUGGUAAUGUUUGUUUCUCAGAGACUACAUGAUCUUGUGAUAGACCACUGAAUCCUUGCCUUAAUGACGUCUCCGUUGAUAAAUGAUGCUACCAUGCAGGCCUAUCCCUGGUGAACUUACGUGCAUGUAAUAAGGGUAUUUUGUAGGGAGGACUAUUGAAGAUAUGGUCACUAUUGCGAUUGUGUUGCAAUAGUAACCACACUAUUGCAAUAGUACUGCGAUAGUUGUCAACUAUUGCAAUAGUAAUGCGAUACUAUUAAUCCAGCUUUAAGGCUUGAUAGUUAUAUUAAACAAUGUAAUAGAAAUGAAUAAAGUAUUGCUGUCGCUUAUCAAACCAAGGGGAAGUAACUCUGAUAAGAAGUUUGAAAUCUGAGUUUUGUGACACAUUAUUCAUGUUCUAAUAAUGACCUAUUGCGACAAUUGAAACUAUCGAUUGCUCUGCCCACUGUCAACAAUACCACUGUUUUUUUUAAAUACAUUACUAUAUUGUACAAUCAUAUGGAAAACAAUUGCAAUGCAUCAGUAGUUUGAAAUAUCGUUUUACUCGUAGUACUUUGCACUUCGUAGAUUUUGUUUCUAGGUUUGUCAGCACCAUACCCAUGUGCAUGGGUUUCACUACAGUGGUAUAGACGUCUUAGACUUGCAUCACUUGGGCUUUCCUCCAACUCAAGCUGACAUGCCCUUAUAUAAGUGGAAUACUGUUGAAAAUAGCGUUAAACCUAAUUCACUCACUCACUUACAACCAGCUAGAAGGCAAGUCUCGUGACUUUCUGUAGGGGUUAUCUUGGAGUUACUUCUUCCUGAACAACAAUUUUUUUGGUGUGAAAGUCAAAUAGCAUUUUUCUCAAAACAGCACUGGCUUUUCAUAGACGACAAUCUUGACGUAUGCAAUAAUUGGAGCCUACAUCUGCUGCACUGAUUGUGACAUUUGAGGAGUUUUUUAGCUUGGAUAAAGAAAUUAGGACAACAGCUUGUGUCGCUACCAAGCCUGUAAGUCAAUAUUGUAUGUGACAUGGGCUUGCUGUCAAAGGCAAUGUAUUUUCUGGAUUAUAGAAGAUGGGAUGCAUGGCCAUUGGAACAUGAUAAUCUAAAUACAUUUGUCAUAUUUGUAUGUUCAGAUAACCUAUGGUAGUAUUACUUUAGUCUUCAGUACUUAGUACACUUUUUAUGUUUGUGGAGGUUAUGGAAGAAAAUUCUUUGGACAAACAAAUGGGUCUGUGGUAUUUCUCAUUAUAUACUGAACAAAAAAAGUAAAGGAUCAUGAAGAUACGGGGGAUAUUUUUUUGUAGUGAAGACAGAGCGCAAUUUCAUCACAAAAUCCCCCAAAGUAGACAUGAUACCUAUGUUGUUUUGUUCAGUAUAGAAAGAUGCUAUAUUUACCCUAGAUAAUCAAGAAUAACAAUGGCUUUUGAUUGUACAGUUAUUUAAGUACUUGAACACGUUUGGGGUUAAAGAAAGAGAGAGAGACCAUGAAUUAAUGAGGCUUAAGAGAACAGUAGAGAUUAUCUGCUCUGAGUAAAUACAGGUUUUACAUUUUCAAAGUAUGCGUUAUUCAACUUGUAUUUUUAGUAAAGAAUUUCUAGGAAGAUGUUUGUUACCUGAAGAGAUGCCGCCAAGCUGAGCUAUUGUUCUAAUGAUGUCACAUGAAUAUUCAUGAGGUAAUCAUGCUAUGCACUGACAUGGAAACAAUGAAAACACAGAAUUAUUUUUCAGUGAGAAUUACUGAAACUAGGUUCCAGGAGACUGUGCCCCUAAUAUUGGAUUAUUUCUGUGUGUGACUUCACAGUAAGUGCCUUCACUGGAGUGACUGGGGGUCACCAGGUCGUGUCUGUAUAGAGCACCCUAGCAACAUGGAAAACUUGUUGGGGGCCUCUCGCCUGCGACUCAAGUGGAGAAUUUCACUGUUGUCAUUUGGUAACUGUCAUGCACACUCUUAUAAUAAAUGUUUUAUCAAUACA